Molecule: messenger RNA, 2058 nt
Organism: Nasonia vitripennis (jewel wasp)
Lineage: Eukaryota; Metazoa; Arthropoda; Insecta; Hymenoptera; Pteromalidae
Product: methyltransferase-like protein 7A
Exons: 3
Coding region: 656-1453 (265 amino acids)
Molecular function (GO): S-adenosylmethionine-dependent methyltransferase activity
Source: RefSeq, a predicted model, not a curated record
UUAUAAACGCUAUAUUCACUUCUAACAUUUAUAAUAUGCAAUACUCGAGAGGUACAAUCUUGAAAUGAUAUAUUGACAUUCGCGGUUCAGAUAUACACUGUGCGGUUGAUAAUACCUAUGAAUAUAUUUAUCGCAAAGCUUACCGAAUAAGCUUAUUAAAAACUAUCCUAGAAAAUACCCAUAAUGUCAAGAUUAUUAUUGCGAAUUUGCAAUCGUUUAUUCGUUCCAAUCUAUUUCACAUUUUUUUAUAAAAUGAUUCUAAAAAAAUAACAACAGCAUGACAUCUCGAGAUAUCUGCACACUGAAAUAAAUAUAAUGGUAAAAUCACUCCUGUAACAAUUGUUAUUACCAUUAUUAAGCACUGUACACAACGUCGAAAAACUUUCUAAACAAGAAUAUAAAAUAUACAAUUUUUAUCUUAUCGUACGCGAUUGAACCUCAAGUCGCAUGCGUAAGCAUUCCCACGAGCUUCGCAGAUUAGCCUACUGCACUGUCUUACAUCUGUAGACAUAAAUAGACGCUCAGUUGAUCGCAAAACGUCGCAUCAAUAUAACUGCGCUUCCGUUUCUUCUCCGCGUCACGUGUACGAGUGACUUUUCGAAAAAAAUAAACCGAGUCAAAUCAGUCGAAUGAUGAAAGGGCUUGACAUUAAAAAAUGAGCACAAUCGAUCUGUGGGUGCGUGACCUCGUCACGAAGUACGGACUUAUCGUGAUCGUAUUCGUCGUCUUGUCAAGCUUGAUCUCGUGGAAGUGGUCGAGAUUCCGGCAAAGCAAUUACAAAGCUUUUCUCAUCGGAUUCGAAACCGAGUGCGCCGAACUGGCCUCGAGUUACAAGAAAAAACUUUUCGCACCCCUGGAACAUAUGGUUUCGCACGACGAGGUUCUGCGCUCGUUGAACAGUAUUAGAAUACUGGAAAUCGGAGUUAAAACUGGCGACAACAUACAAUACUACCCCGAGGGCGCGCAUUUCAUCGCAGUCGAUUGUAAUCGAAAAUUAGGAGACUACCUGGUCAACGGAGACAGAGCCUGGCAGUACGAACAUGUUAUUUUCGAAAGACUCAUCAUCGCCGAUGGGAGUUCGUUGAAAGGAAUACCCACCGGCUGUGUGGAUGUGGUCGUAACGACGCGAAGUCUGUGCUCGACGAAAUCGACGCUCAAUACGCUCAAAGAAAUUCGCAGGAUACUCGCACCAGGCGGAAGAUAUUUAUUCUUCGAGCACUUGCCCGAUGAGCAAGGAUCCUUCAUCAGCCGGGUGCAGAUGAUACUGACAAGGACAAGGAUAUGGCCGGCACUUUACGGCGGCUGUCGACUGGAUUCGAAUCCAACCAAAGACAUUGAGAACAUCGGCUUCGAAGAAGUCAAAUUGGAGCACGUCGUGCUGCAAGGUUACGUAUCCCAGCCGCAUCAUCUUCUACUGUCCAGGCAUCACAUCGUCGGUAGUGCAACUCGUUGAAAUCCAUACUAAUCAUGAAUUCUUGUGUUUGGCUUUGCUUGUAGAAUAUAGCGAUCGUUUUAGAGCGCGCAUUGAUGUGUUGAUGGUGUUUAUAACUUUGUGGACGAUUUUCUGAAAUUAAAGGAAUUAGAUCUAUAAAAUAAAUAUUACAGUCAUGUACGCUUAUAAUAAAUUAUCAAAAUUUAUUUUAUUAUAUACACUGGGGCAUGAAAUUUAUAUCGACUAAGAGAUUCGAAUCGUACACAGCAGUUGAGUAAUAACUAAAUAAUGCCAUGAGCGUUGUUUUUAAAGAUUCAAAAAUACUUUUACAUUUUUCUGUCAAAAUUCAAACUUGUUCUGUAACUUGUUAUAGAAAAACAGAGACAUUACUGAUUUUUUACACCAAAAUUAAGUUGUCACACACAAUUUCUCGUUGCCUAUAUUACAAACAUUUAAGGUAUUGCAAGACCUUUUCUGAAAUUACUGGCAAAUUAAUCUUUGUACCAAUUAUUUUUACAUAAGUACGGGUAAGAACAUUUUUAAUAUACAUACUCGUCUAGAUACACUAAAGUGAAAUACUUUAUACACAAUAUUGUCUGAUUUUAUUCAAAUAAACUUAGUCGUAA